Molecule: messenger RNA, 2124 nt
Organism: Didymodactylos carnosus
Lineage: Eukaryota; Metazoa; Rotifera; Eurotatoria; Philodinida; Philodinidae
Source: the annotation of a GenBank genome assembly
AUGAAUAGUAUUUUAUCAAAUUUUAACUUUUAUACGGCAUUAACAUUAAUUGUAUUAAUAUUAAGUAUUAAUUUAUUUCAUUUAUGGUAUUUAAUAUUUAAACGUUUUCAAUAUAAUCUAAAUAAUGGUCGAUUAUUAACAUUAUCAAAAUCAAAUUUAUUUAGUUCAUCUAUAGCAUCAUUAUUUAUUUCAUUUUGGUUAAUACCAUUUUUUUUCACUCAAACAUCUGUAACUAAUAUAUGGACACCAAUUUCAUAUACAUGGAGAUUAUGGUUAUAUGGUUUUCAUGUCAUCGAUUCUGUACAAAUAUUAUCAUUAUUAUUAUUAACAAUUGAACUUUAUUUUAUACAAAAAACAUCAUCAAAUAAAAUAUCAAUUCGUUUAUAUCAACCUAUUCUAUUUGUCAUUAUCAUUUGGCUUACACCCAUUAUCGCAUUUUCACCAAUAUUAUGGUUAUCUGAAAGAAAUUCACUAAUUAUUAAACGAUUGAACAAACAACAAUUAUCUACUACUAGUCAAUUGAGCGAUUAUUUUCCAUUUAGUCUUUUUCAACGUUAUACAUAUUCUCCCGUAUUAGCAUUACUCUAUGUAACAACAUAUAUUAUACCCUUAUGUUUGUCUUUAUUAAUCUCAUUAUUAUCUAUUGUUACAUAUAUUAGACAGAAAAAAAUGAAUCACAAUAAGAAAAAUAUAUCAAAAUAUAAAACAAAUCAAAUUUUAUUUGAUAAUAAUGUUAAAUCUCAUCAUUGUGAAAUUGUUGAAUUAAAUAGUUUGAUUCAAAAUGUACUGAAUUUUAAUCUAACUGAUAAACGACCGAUUACAACAUCAACAUUUGAAAAUUAUUCCAAUGAUCAUUUUACUAUUGGUAAAAAGAGAGAUCAAUGUGUUAAUAAUUUUCACACUGAGACAACAUGGUCACCAUCAAAUCAACAUAUAAAAGAAGAACAUGAAGAAUUACAUAAUCAUCGAACAAAAAAAAUUCGCACAUCAUCCUAUGAAGCUUCUCUUCGUUCGUCAAUAAUUAUUGAUGAUGUUGUAUCGGUGACCCUGACAAAUAGUAGUAAUAGUAGUGAUAUAAUGAAUAGGACGUCCUCCAUGACAGAAGAAGAAUUAUCAUCAUCAUUAAUAGUUGAUUCAGAAACAUUACUUAUUCCUUCUCAAACAAAAAAUCAAAUAAUCAAAUCAAUAUCAUCUCGCAUUGUCAAAAAUCUUAUUCUUAUCAAUAUUUUAUCUGUUAUUGUUUAUUUUCCAUACGUAAUAUCUGCCCUUCUAUUAACACAUUAUGUUAUCAAAAUUCAAUCCUAUCUUAUUAUCUAUUCAAUUUAUUUUCACUGGUUUGCAGCUCUUCUAACGCCAUUACUCCAUUUAUAUUUACAAUAUUUUUUAUUUACUUGGUAUUGUAAGAAAAAAAUAGUGAAUAAACAUAUACCAGUGUAUAUGAUUAAAAAUCGUAUGAACGAAAAACAGUCGAUGUCCAGAAAAAAACAGAAAUAUACAAAAUUUACAAAUGAGAGAAUAAAAUACUAUACAGACUGUAGGAAAAAUUCUGAAUUUUCGUCAAUGAACAAGUUAACAUGGAUGCCAAGCACAAUCGAAUGUUUUAAACUUAGAAAAUCAACUGCAUAAAAUAAAUUCUUUUUUUUUUAAUAAAAUAAAUAAAAAAAACUACCAUAACAAUAUUAUGUGUUUCUUCUUCCAGUGGCUAACUAGUUCUAUGGGAAAAAACCGUAUGACUUUUUAUUGUCUCUCUAUGAAACGGAAUAGUAUCAUUUCACUCUCAAGACUAAGGGUACACUAGCUUAAAAAACUCCUCUUUUUCGUGUUUUCAGAAAACUAUUUGAAGAAAUAAUUUAAAUUCUCUGAGAUAUAAAGAAUUUAGUCUUUAUUUUUCAAUGAAAAAUAUGAGUUUUACACUUAAAAAGUGCCCCACAAGCGCUGGAAUGAUUUCUAGAACCAUGAAUUUACAAAUCGUCUCAAAAAAAAAUUCCUUAUUAUACCAAACCAUAGACAAUUUAAUUCUCUACAAGAUUGUAUAUUCAUUUUUAAGAUUCAUCUUUGAUGUUUGGCACAGUAAGUCUAACAGGAAAAGAUUUUAUACUGAAAUAGUCAAAACUUUGUUUAGUG